Molecule: messenger RNA, 1668 nt
Organism: Mastomys coucha (southern multimammate mouse)
Lineage: Eukaryota; Metazoa; Chordata; Mammalia; Rodentia; Muridae
Product: melanoma-associated antigen 10-like
Exons: 4
Coding region: 310-1161 (283 amino acids)
Biological process (GO): negative regulation of transcription by RNA polymerase II
Cellular component (GO): nucleus
Source: RefSeq, a predicted model, not a curated record
CUUGGGCUGAGCCCUUAGAAGCAGCCAUUUUGUGAGAUGACUAGCAGGGUGCCGGUUAUGCCGCUGCACUCUCUGUGUCCAGAAAUGUGAGCCUGUCAAGUCUGGAGUACAACCAGAGCCCAGAGGGUGCCUGGCUUCUGCAUCAAAGGAGGUAUCAAUUUUGACCAGGAAUCCAGAAUAUAGCCUCUUGCCAAGAACCUGGACAGUAAAAGUAUGUGGAACCUGGUACACCUAACCAUUCUUCAAGACCUGUGAUUUCAUCCUUGUCAGCUGCACAUUUUCCUGCAUCUGUUUCCAAAGAAACCCAGCAUGGAUCCUCGCCAGAACAACCGGAAUGUCAACCAGGACAGCACUCAGUCACAAAGGGAGACAAGAGACCUGGAGGGUGCUCAAGUUGAGGAAGGGGAAGGAGAUGCCAUUUCCACAACCUCAGGAGAUGUGCUGAGUUCAUCCCAGAGUGCUCGGAGAAGCUCCCCUGGAAUAGUACCAUCUGUUGCGGCCUCUGACAGCCAAGACUCAUCUACUCAGGCCACACUCAAUAGUAAAACAAUUGAUGUAAUUCUCUUCUUGCUCCUUAAGUAUAGGAGAAAGCAGCAGACAUGUAAGGCAGAGAUUUUGUAUACAGUCAUCCGAGGUUAUGAGGAGCACUUCCCUGCCAUCUUUGCUAAGGCAUCUGAGUGCUUGAGGCUGGUAUUUGGCCUUGAAAUAAUAGAAAGAAACCCCCGUAAGCACAGCUACUCUCUUGUCCAUGCUCUUGGGCUCACCUAUGAUGGUAUGCAACAUGGUUUUCGAGGUGUACCUAAGAUAGGCUUAGUAAUCAUCGUGCUAUGCAUCAUCUUCAUAGAGGACAAUUGUGCCAGUGAGCAGGAGUUAUGGCGUAUAUUGAAUAACAUGGGGAUAUAUGCAGGGAGAGAUCAUUUGGUAUAUGGGGAUCCAGGAAUUCUCGUUACUGAGCAUUUUGUGCAGGAGGGUUAUCUAGAGUGCAGACAGGUGCCAGAUAGUGAUCCUCCUACUAAAGAGUAUCUGUGGGGUCCGAGGGCAUAUGCUGAAACCACCAAACUGAAAGUAUUUAAGUUUUUUGCCAGCAUCGUUAAACAGGAUCCCACAUCCUACCCCAAUAUGUAUGCAGAGGCUUUGAAAGAUGAGCUAGAGGAGAGUUAGGCCAGGUUCACCCAACAGAUGGUAUUUGCUCUGACUAGCACACAUUCCAGCACUGGCCAUUUCCAUCCAACAUCAGGCCAGGCAGUCUACAUACUGUACCCUCAUUUGAGAGCUGAAAAGAGGGGCCAGGUUCACCCAACAGAUGGUACUAUGUUCUGACUAGCACACAUUCCAGCACACUGGCCAUUUCCAUCCAACAUCAGGCCAGGCAGUCUACGUACUAUACCCUCAUUUGAGAGCUGAGAAGAGGGGCCAGGUUCACCCAACAGAUGGUACUAUGUUCUGACUAGCACACAUUCCAGCACACUGGCCGUUUCCAUCCAACAUCCGGCCAGGCAGUCUACGUAUUGUACCCUCAUUUGAGAGCUGGAAAGAGGGGACUGUGAACCAUUCCAUUCUUCCUGUACUGACUGUGACUCAUAGUUUCUUGUUACAAAAUGUUGCUACUUUUACUCCAAGGCUCAUUAACUGGACACUUUUAAGUUCAUAAAUGUCAUCAACAACGUA